Zootoca vivipara (common lizard) is the source of this 5274-nucleotide messenger RNA. Lineage: Eukaryota; Metazoa; Chordata; Lepidosauria; Squamata; Lacertidae. The record is from RefSeq and is a predicted model, not a curated record.
AGAAAAUUUAUUUAUACCCCGUCCUCCACAGCCAAGACUGGGCUCAGGGCAGCUAACAGCAGGUAUAAAAACAACUGAUUAAAGAGAAUUUUAGAAGAAGAAAUGAUUUAAGAAGUAGAGAGUGCUAUAUUAGUUAUAAAUGGAAACGUGGAAGGGGGGGGAAGGAGGAAGUCGACAGAGUAAGAAAAUACACUGGAAUAUUAUAUUGUUAAAGAAAUGUUCUUUUUUGUAUUUUUUAUGUUUUUUCUUUGUUUUUCUUUUCUUUUUUCUUUUAUCUACAUUUUUCAAUUUUCUGUAUUUGUUAUAAAAUCAAUAAAAAUAUAUUUUUUAAAAAAAACAACUGAUUAAAAUAGAACUUAAAAACAGGAUUAAAAUACAACUUAAAUGCAGCCAUAUUUCAGUGGAAGCCCAGAAUCAAAACUGUUUUUGGGGGGAGAAAACGACAAAUCUUCACUAAGGCCAACUAUCCAGACUGGUACUACGUGGGCCAGAAAAAAAGCCAGGCAAGUCCCCAGAUAGGGGUUCCAUCCAUCACAGAAGGAAGAGGAAAAAGGGGAAGGGGAUCCGGCUGAUUCCAAGCCAAAGGCCAGGCGGAACAAACAACUCUGUCUUACAGGCCCUGUGGAAAGAAAUCAGAUCCCGCAGGGCCCUGGUCUCAUGAGACAGAGCGUUCCACCAGGCCGGAGCCAGUGCCGAAAAGGCCCUGGUUGAGGCUAAUCAGACUUUCUUAGGGCCCAGGAUCUCUAGAGUGUUGCUAUUUGUGGACCUUAAGGUCCUCCGCAGGGCAUACCAGGAGAGGCUAGGCCGCCUCGGUCCAGUUGUCUAGGGAGAUCGUCUGUUAGGGCGACCAGAACUGUCUCUUUUCCCAUAACCAGGGCGAAAGCCAGACUGGAAUGGACCCAAAGCUGAUGUUUCCUCCAGAAACCUACCAAGCUGUUCAGCAACCGCUCUCUCAAUUACCUUACCCAGAAUCAGAUGUUAGCUCCUGCUGGGAAGAAGGAGAAGACCCGUUUACCCAGGAUCCGAAAGAAGAAGAGACAUCAGCAGAAAUCCCCAAACCGGACUUGAUGUCUUGGCUGAAAGAAGAAGACCCGAUUAGGUGGGGCUCGGAGGAAGUGACGAGAUGGGCAGAGACCCAGAAAGGCCAGAAUAUCGACUGCAAGGUUGUCGGGGAGGAAGGCACUGCCCAAGACGCUCUGCUGGCGAGACCGUCAACCUCUGCCAAACCGCUGCCGUGGCUCGGCUUUGAGUGCGCCUUUUGUUUUGUGUCGCAGAAGGGCAAAAACGUGACGGUGCAGUGCAAGUUCUGCUUGCCGAAAGUGAAAACGGUGAGCGCCGCCACCACCUCCACGUCCAACUUGAAACGGCAUCUGCAGAAGCAGCACCCAGAGCAGCUCCGAGUCCUCGAGGCUGCGAAACGGAAGAAUACAAAGAAGCACGACUUCUCCGAGGCGGAAGACGCGAGCGGCUUGAGACCUCCCAAGAUGCCGGCAACCCUGGAGAGGUGGGGGUCCAGCAGGGAGCCCGUCAGCCAGAAACUGCUGGACAAGAAGCUGCUGGAUUUCAUUGUGGAGGAGACGGUGCCCCUCCAGCUGGUGGACAAGCCGUCCUUCAUCGAGUUUGCUCGCCUCGGCCUCGGCAAGGAGCUGUCGAUCAUGUCUUCCAAGACUCUGAAAGAGAGGCUAGAAAAGAAGGCCUACCACAUGCGGGAGGAGGCAGCCAUGAAAAUGGCACAGGUGCAGCACGUGGCUACCACUGCGGACUGCUGGACGCAUGGAAGGAAGACCUACCUCGGGGUUACGGCCCACUGGAUCAACCCGGAGAGCCUAACUCGGGAGUGUUGCGCCCUGGCCUGCCGGCGCCUGAAAGGACCCCACGCCUACGACCUCGCCACCACUCUGCACAACAUCCACGUGGAGUACAAAAUCCACCACAAGGUGGUAUGCACCACCACGGACAACGGCUGUAACCUGGUCAAAGCCUUCCGAGCUCUCUACACAGACAGGGAGGCGGUGGAUGUCAUGGACCAAGCCGACGAAGGGGACAACGACCAGCAGGAAGUGGAGUUUGUGGAUGUCUGUAACCUUCUGGACACGGGUGAGUACAGAGCUGCUGAAGAAGAAAUGUGCUUGCCCCCACACCAAAGGUGCGCAAGCUACACGCUGAACUUGGUGGCCACGCAAGACAUCGAGAGAGUCCUCAACUCUAAGAAUUCUCCUCUGGGCGGUUUCAAGAAACACUUUUGCUCCUUGCUGGGGAAGUGUUCUAAGCUGUGGUCCAAACAAAGGCAGUCAGCGAUUACCGCAGAGUACAUCAAAGACCAGUGCGGUGUCUUGCUCAGGGUCCCCAAUAAGACCAGGUGGAGUACCACCUACGAUGCUCUGAAGCAGCUAAGGGAUCUACUGUCCGCCGCACCGCAGAAGAUGGAUUCCAUCCUGGACUUCUGCUCCUUGCAGAGGAUCACAGCUCCCGAGGCCCAGGUUGUCCAAGAAUAUUGCGAGAUCCUCGCUCCUGUGGCCCAGGCCCUCGAUAUCCUUCAAAAGGAAAACGGUAUGUUUAUGGGCUAUCUGCUCCCGACUCUCUAUGCUCUGGACCAUAAGUUGGAGGUGCUGGAGAAGAAGCCUGCAAAUUGCAGCUACUGCCGCCCUCUGGUGAAGAUUGUGCGGGAAGGGAUAAGGAGAAGGUUUGAGCCAAUUUGGAAGGAGAGGAAGCUGUUGGUGGCUGCAUGCUUGCACCCUCGGUUCAAAGUGGACUGGCUGGAUCUGUGCAACACUGAGAUCGGCAAAAGUACCAUGGAAGCGUUGCUGAGAGCCGAGAUUCAGAGGGUGGUCACAGAGCAGGUCAAGAGCUCUUCGGAGAGGGCAUGCACCGCUGACUGCGACGACGAGUUUUUCGGCAUACAGUCCCGAAGCAAGAAGUCUGCAUCGGACUCUGCCGAAGAGGAGGUCUCGAGGUACCUGAAGUUCCCCAACAGCGAGCUGUCUUCGCUCCACGCCUUCCCGCAGAUUUUGAAAAGCUUCCUUGCAUACAACACGGGCCUGCCUUCGAGCGCCGCUGCUGAGCGCCUCUUUGGCGCAGCUGGGAACGCAAUGACCGUGAAAAGACAUUCUCUGGCGGACGACAUGUUUGAGCACCUGGUGCUUCUGAAGCAGAACAAAGGCGUGGUUUGAGGAUCUCGCUCAUGCCUACGGAGAUGGCACCGGAUACCAGUUCAAUUUUCAUAUGCUGCCAAGGGGAGGGGGCUUCGCCAUUGUGCUGGAGGGGUGUGUGGUGAAAGACGAUUGGCGUUUCAUUUGGGUUGGGGUUGCCCCAGGGCUUCCCCCCACUCCCGCUGGGACUCACCAGAACUCAAUUCCAGCACCUCUCAGGUGGGCACCAUUGCCAUCACAGUUGUACCUUUCGAAGAGUCGAAGAGAAUUCGUUCUGGAAGUCUGUUCGACUUCCAAAAUGUUUGAAAACUAAAGCGCGGUUUCUGAUUGGCUGCAGGAAGCUCCUGUAAGGGAUUCCCUGUUUCCCACCCCUCACUGCGUUAACAACAGAGGCUCUCCCUGUGCUUCUCUACAAACAGGAGAAAAAACCUCCAGUGUCCAAAUUGGACUUGUCUCCAGAGUACCUCUGGCACUGCGUUCGAAACCUAUUGCCACCAGUGGGGUCUCCCUCCCUGGGAUCCCUACUGCUACAAUGUGCCUCUCCCUUAGGCAACUAUGUGCUCCUUUGGCUUCGCUAACCAGCCCUUUGUAUGAAAGGAGAAAAAGCAAACAGUUUCCUCUUCCACAGGAAAGCUUUGUUCUCCCCUCUUUGUCACACCUCUGAAGGUACUGAGACACUGCCGAGUCAGUGAACAUUUAAGCACAUUUAGCUUUAUUAUUUAACUUAUAAACAUGAAUUUAUCUGGUUCUUAAAAGCACAUAUCUUCUUUUCAUAUAACACAGACUUGUUAACACAGCUCCUGCAUCUCUCUCUAACACUCUACUCCCAACUGCCAACUCCUAACUGCCAAAUCCCAACUGCCAUUUAGAAUGCCCUCUAGCUCCGCCUCCCAGGGAACACCUGCCUAUAAUGGGAGUGAUAGAUUGACCCAUGAUGAACUGGAAGCAUCAUCAGGCACUAUUCCGCCACAGCUCCUGCAGCCAAUUGGAAGCCGCAUAAGCCCAGUCGGACAUUCAGCUUCCAAAAAUAGUUUGCAAACUGGAACACUCACUUUCCCACGUUUGCAGCGUUUGGGAGCCAAAAUGUUCAGGAGCUAAGCUGUUUGAAAACCAAGGUACGACUGUAUAAUGCAAUUCUAGCCCUGUUCUCAGUCAGAACAGGUAGCGAUCCCACAGUCCAGCACAAAGACCUGCUUGCAAUGUUCCCAGCUGUCAGCGAUGGCACCAAAAGCGGUCUCUGCCUACAAAGGUUGGGUAGUGCAGUAAAAAUUGGGGCACAGCUUUAUGUGAACAUUUGACCCAGCACAGAAGAGUUGUUGCAGGUAAAGCGAAACGGGAUGAAUUGUUUCUGUUCGUUAGUUUUGUUGAUAACAAUACCUGCUCUCCCAGAUCUCCAGUCACCCUUCUGUUACUGGGGAGCGUUAACUUGACUUUUUUUAUUCUGUCAUCGUCUCCUCCUCAACAGACUUGUUUCCCCUCUCUCUGUUCUUUGUUGCUGUUGUAGUUAUGUCAGUAAUUGUUCUCUAGUGCUCAGCUGCCGUUUUCUAGAUAUAAUUAUGAAUAUCAACUUUUUAAAAAUACAGACGUGUCAUUUACAAUGAAUAUUUCAAUCCUUUUUCUUAGUUCUCUUAGCUUCAUAGGUCCCUUGACUGUACAAGUUACUUUUCAAGCCCGUACGUCUAAGCCUGGCACACAGCUAGUAUGUAGAACUCACAGGGGCAUUGUGAGUUUGGUUGGGGGAAAUGAACAAUCCAUAUUCCGCUAGAUGUAUAUUUUGAGAUUUUCUUUAUUCUCUUAACUGUGUUUUUUACACUUGAGAAUGUUGGGGUGGGGAUGAAAGGCCGAGGAUAGGCUUUUUCUUUUCUUUUCCACAGCUGCCACACACUGGGUCACCAUCUUCAUCACGGUUUCCUUCCUGGUCAGUUAUCCUGUGUGAGUGUCUGGAGGCGGUUGGAGGUUGGAUGGUGGCUAACAGAUUGAGGCUGAAUCCUGACAAGACAGAAGUAUUGUUUGUGGGGGACAGGAGGCGGGAAGGUGUGGGGGACUCCCUGGUCCUGAAUGGGGUAACUGUGCCCCUGAAGGACCAGGGCGCAGCCUGGGAGUUAUUUUGGACUCAGAUGUCCAU